AUGGAACUCGAUUCUCUCAUGGCCUUGUCCGCCGCCUUCGCCCGUCUGGUAUGGCGUUUUGUGUCACUUACCUUGCUGGGCAUCGUUGCGGUUACACUCCAGGUUGUCGUCUACCGCCUUACUUUCCACCCGCUGGCCAAAGUCCCCGGUCCCAAAUGGGCAGCAACCUCCAACUUUUGGUAUGCUCGGCAGAUAGCUCAAGGAAGAAUGGCUCAGUUGGGGCUAGAGAUGCACAGAAAGUACGGCGAUAUUGUUCGCAUUGGCCCCAACGAAGUGUGGUUCAACACGACGGAAGCAUUUGACCAGAUAUACUGCACCGGGAAAGGGUUUGAAAAGUCCGACUUCUACUUGGCGACGGCGCUGACCAGACCAAGUAUUGAUUGGAAGUUCAACGCAAACUUUGAGGAUACAUUGGAUCUCUUGUCCGAGAGAAACAUGAAGCGCUAUCGGUUACAGAGACGUCUGAUCGGCCGCGUCUACAGUGCCGCGAAUGUGGCGAAAUACGAAGACGCCCUCACUGCAGCGCUGGAGAGGGUAGUAAAACGGCUCUCUGACCUAGACGGAAAAGAGAUUGAUCUCAAAGAAUGGAUGCAUAUUAUUACGGUGGAGUGUCUCGGGGCUGCUGUUCUGUCAUGGUCGCCUGGUCUCCUUCGCGAUGGUACAGACUGGGCGACGCUGUCGCAUAGUUUCCAAGGCUGGCGAAGAAAGUGCUUAUUUGGAGUAUUCCCCGCCAUGAAGAAGAUGGAGCAGUUGUCCCCGAGUCUUGGAAGGGCAUUUGCAUCCUUGUGGGGAGUGACAUACCGGCCUCCGCCCACCUUCAAGCCCUUCUUCCCUCUCAGAAAAGACAGACCCGAGUUCAAUGAGGCAUAUCUUCGGAAAAUGGCCGUCACCAACUUCGGAGCCGGUCACGAAACCCUUGCGUCGACGUUGACGGCAUCCGUGGCCAUGAUUGCCUCUCACAUGGAUGUUCAGGAGCAAGUCAUCCGUGAAUUACGCACGGCUGAAGCAGAUGGUGCGCUCGCAUAUGCUACAAGCAACCACCUUCCUUUCACCAGAGCUGCAAUUCGCGAAGCUAUGCGGCUUUACCCCGUGGUGCCCAUGUCACUCCCCCGUAAGACACCACCUACGGGAAUGCACGUCCAUGGAUUAAGUGUGCCAGCCAAUACUACGGUUGGGUGCAGUCCCAUUUCUCUGCAUCGUAGGGAGGAUAUCUAUGGCGCCAGCCCUGACUUGUAUAAUCCCGGCCGCUGGCUGCGCGGCCACGCAGGAGACGAGACGGCUGCAGUGGCUACGCCAUCGGUCCGCAUGAUGGACAAGUACAGCUUGAACUGGGGAGGCGGCUCUCGAAGCUGUCCUGGAAGAAGUUUGGCCGAGCUUGUCGUGCUUCAGGUGAUCGCCACGCUCUUUGGAAAGUUUGAAGUGAAGGCGAAGAUUCCACCUGACGCUGACAAGGAGGCGUAUUUUCUCUUCGUCCUGUCAGGCGUCAAAGUCAAGUUCCUUCCCAGAAACAAGUGA
Messenger RNA from Metarhizium album ARSEF 1941, 1515 nucleotides. Its product is annotated as Cytochrome P450 family protein. Gene Ontology annotation, molecular function: oxidoreductase activity, acting on paired donors, with incorporation or reduction of molecular oxygen; iron ion binding; heme binding. The transcript has 4 exons. The record is from RefSeq and is a predicted model, not a curated record. The coding region runs from base 1 to 1515 and encodes 504 amino acids. NCBI's taxonomy places the organism in Eukaryota, Fungi, Ascomycota, Sordariomycetes, Hypocreales, Clavicipitaceae.